AUGGACCGGCUGCUGCUGGAACAGCUGGCCGGGGAGGCGCUGCGGGAGCUGCUGGGCGCGGUGCGGGGCACCCUCUUCUGCCGCUCCACCGCCGAGCGCCUGCGCCGGAGCGUCGAGCCGCUGCUGCCGCUCGUGGAGGGGCUCGGGCCGCACGCCGGCCAGCGCUCCGCGGGGGAGCUCGCCGAGCUCGCCGCCCGGGUCCGGGAGGCGCUCGACCUGGCGCACCGCGCCGCGUUGUCCCCGCGCUGGAACGUGUACCGCGCCGCGCAGCUGGCGCGCCGGAUGGAGGCCGCUGACCGGGGCAUCGCGCGCUGGCUCGCCCGCCACGCGCCCGCGCACGUCAUCGGCGGCGUGCGCAGGCUCCGCGACGAGGCCGACGCGCGGAUCGGGCGCCUCGAGCGCCGCGUCGAGGAGAUCGCCGCCGCCACGCAGCCCCCGCCGCCCGCCCUCUCCGUCCCCGUCGCGCCGCCGCCGCAGAUGCACAAGGGCGUGCCGAUGCAGAUGCAGAUGCCCAUGGACGCGCCGCUCACCAAGGGCUCGGUGGCCGCUAUGCCGGUGGACGGGCCGCCGCUCAAGGGCGUCGCUGUGCCCGCCAAGGCCGGGGUGAUGGCCAUGGACAUGGAGCUCGCCGAGGGCCACGAGGACGAGGAGAUGGUUGGCGGCGGCCUCAAGGUGGCCAAAGAGAAGGUGAAGGAGAUGGUCAUGAGCGGCGGCGGCGGCUGGGAGGUGGUCGGCAUCUCCGGCAUGGGCGGCAGCGGCAAGACCACGCUCGCCAUGGAGAUCUUCAAGGAUCACAAGGUCCGAGCCUACUACAACGACAGGAUCUUCUUUGAGACGAUCUCACAAUCUGCAAACUUGGAAACCAUCAAGAUGAAGCUGUGGGAGCAGAUCAGCGGAAACAUCGUGCUUGGUGCAUACAACCAGAUCCCAGAAUGGCAGCUCAAGUUAGGACCAAGGGACCGAGGACCAGUCCUUGUUAUCCUUGACGAUGUGUGGUCUCUCUUGCAGCUUGAGGAUCUCGUCUUCAAGUUCCCUGGGUGCAAGACUCUUGUUGUAUCGAGAUUCAAGUUCCCGACGUUGGUAUCCCGGACGUAUGAAAUGCAGUUGCUUGAUGAGGAGGAAGCUUUAUCUGUCUUCUGCCGCGCUGCCUUCGAUCAGGAGUGUGUUCCGAAGACUGCUGACAAGAAAUUGGUUAGGCAGGUCUCUGCAGAGUGCAGAGGCCUUCCUCUAGCUCUGAAGGUCAUCGGUGCAUCAUUGCGAGAUCAGCCUCCUAAGAUAUGGCUGAGUGCCAAGAACCGGUUGUCACGAGGAGAGGCUAUUUCUGACUCCCAUGAGACCAAGCUCCUAGAGAGAAUGGCGGCAAGUGUUGAGUGCUUACCAGAGAAGGUUAGAGAUUGUUUCCUUGAUCUGGGCUGCUUCCCAGAGGAUAAGAAGAUCCCUCUUGAUGUGUUGAUCAACAUUUGGAUGGAGAUUCAUGAUCUUGAUGAGCCAGAUGCUUUCGCCAUCUUGGUUGAGCUUUCGAACAAGAACCUUCUUACCCUUGUUAAUGAUGCACAGAACAAGGCUGGAGAUUUGUACAGUAGCUACCAUGACUACUCGGUGACGCAACAUGAUGUGUUGAGAGAUCUUGCGCUUCACAUGAGUGGGCGUGACCCUCUGAACAAGCAGAGGCGGUUGGUGAUGCCAAGAAGGGAAGAAACUCUUCCAAGGGAUUGGCAGAGGAACAAAGACACUCCGUUUGAAGCUCAGAUAGUUUCCAUUCACACAGGUGAAAUGAAAGAAUCUGACUGGUUCCAGAUGAGCUUCCCCAAGGCAGAAGUGCUCAUCCUCAACUUUGCCUCAAGUGUUUACUACCUCCCCCCAUUCAUCGCAACGAUGCAGAACCUGAAAGCCUUGGUUCUGAUCAACUACAGCACCACCAGCGCAACCCUUGACAACCUAUCUGCCUUCACCACGCUCAGCAGCCUGAGGAGCCUUUGGUUGGAGAAGAUCACACUCCCACCACUGCCAAAGACCACUAUCCCGCUAAAGAACCUGCACAAGAUCUCCCUCGUCCUCUGCGAACUGAACAACAGUCUAAGAGGAUCGACGAUGGAUCUCUCCAUGACCUUCCCCCGCCUGUCCAACCUCACAAUUGACCACUGCAUAGAUCUGAAGGAGCUGCCAUCAAGUAUCUGUCAGAUCAGCUCCCUCGAGACCAUCUCCAUCUCAAACUGUCAUGACCUCACGGAGCUGCCAUAUGAGCUAGGCAAAUUGCAUUGCCUGAGCAUUCUUCGGGUCUAUGCCUGCCCGGCGCUGUGGCGGCUCCCGCCGUCGGUGUGCAGCCUGAAGAGGCUGAAAUACCUUGACAUAUCUCAGUGCAUCAACCUGACAGACCUCCCGGAGGAGCUUGGCCACCUGACAAACCUGGAGAAGAUUGACAUGCGGGAAUGCUCACGCCUAAGGAGCCUCCCGAGGUCAUCGUCCUCCCUCAAGUCCCUCGGCCACGUCGUCUGCGACGAGGAGACGGCGCUGCUGUGGAGGGAGGCCGAGCAGGUAAUCCCUGACCUCCGGGUGCAGGUGGCAGAGGAGUGUUAUAACCUGGACUGGCUUGUAGACUGAUGUCACGUUCUGGAUGCUUUGGGCUUCCAAACUGACCAUGUACAUAUGAUGUUUAUAUCUUGCCCUGUGUAGUGCAGCAAGAGUAUCAACCCACUGGCCAAUUUUGACAUGUUCAGUCA
Panicum hallii is the source of this 2720-nucleotide messenger RNA. Its product is annotated as putative disease resistance protein At5g47280. Lineage: Eukaryota; Viridiplantae; Streptophyta; Magnoliopsida; Poales; Poaceae. Bases 1 to 2601 code for a protein of 866 amino acids. Gene Ontology annotation, molecular function: ADP binding. The record is from RefSeq and is a predicted model, not a curated record. The transcript has 4 exons. Gene Ontology annotation, biological process: defense response to fungus.